This is a messenger RNA of Mucor velutinosus, 348 nucleotides long. It is a transcript of the gene DOM34, whose product is annotated as Translation factor pelota. The record is from RefSeq and is a predicted model, not a curated record. Gene Ontology annotation, biological process: cell redox homeostasis; cellular response to oxidative stress. Gene Ontology annotation, molecular function: thioredoxin peroxidase activity. Lineage: Eukaryota; Fungi; Mucoromycota; Mucoromycetes; Mucorales; Mucoraceae. The coding region runs from base 1 to 348 and encodes 115 amino acids. Gene Ontology annotation, cellular component: cytoplasm. The transcript is spliced from 3 exons.
AUGCUAAGCUUCAGGGAAAUUCAAAAGUUGGGGGCAGAGAUCAUUGGCGUGAGUGCUGACAGUGUAAAGUCUCACGAGCAGUUUGUCAGCAAGCAAAAACUGCCCUACAUCUUGUUGGCUGAUACCGAGGGACAGCUACGGACAACAUUUCAGGUACCCAAAUUGUUGUUUGGUUUUCCUCAACGCACUACCUUUGUGAUAGACAGAGAGGGUAUCAUCUCAAACGUCUUUGAGUCAUUCUUUAGCUACAACGAUCACAUUGUUAAUGUACGAAAGGCUUUGCAAAAGGAUUCUGAAGUCGAGACCCAAACAGAAGGAGAACAAGCAGGCGAGGAAGCGGCUCAAUGA